Plasmodium berghei ANKA is the source of this 621-nucleotide messenger RNA. Its product is annotated as ras-related protein RAB7, putative. NCBI's taxonomy places the organism in Eukaryota, Apicomplexa, Aconoidasida, Haemosporida, Plasmodiidae. The transcript is spliced from 7 exons. The record is from RefSeq and is a predicted model, not a curated record. The coding region runs from base 1 to 621 and encodes 206 amino acids. Gene Ontology annotation, molecular function: GTPase activity; GTP binding.
AUGUCAAACAAAAAGAGAACCAUUUUAAAAGUUAUCAUUCUUGGGGAUAGUGGUGUUGGAAAAACAUCAUUAAUGAAUCAAUACGUAAAUAAAAAGUUUACGAAUCAAUACAAAGCUACAAUUGGAGCAGAUUUUUUAACAAAGGAAACAGUAGUUGAUAAUGAGCAAUUAACUAUGCAGAUAUGGGAUACAGCAGGACAGGAGCGCUUUCAAAGUUUAGGCGUAGCCUUUUAUAGGGGAGCAGAUUGCUGUGUCUUAGUUUUUGAUUUAACAAAUUACAAAACUUAUGAAUCUUUAGAAUCUUGGAAAGAUGAAUUUCUAAUACAAGCAAGUCCAAAGGAUCCUGAAAAUUUCCCCUUUGUUAUAAUUGGAAAUAAAGUUGAUGAAACGAAUAAAAGAAAAGUUCAAUCUGUAAAAGUUUUGCAGUGGUGUAAAGCAAAUAAUAAUAUACCAUACUUUGAGACAAGUGCCAAAAAUGCAAUUAAUGUUGAUCAAGCAUUUGAUGAAAUAGCAAGAAAGGCUAUGAAACAAGAACUUCAAGAAGAGCAAAUAUAUUUACCCGAAACCUUUACUCUAAAUAGCCAAAAUGAUCAAAAAAUAUACAAAAGCCGAUGUUGUUAA